UUAUGCACCCCAUUUGUAAAAGAAGUUAGGUAUUGUGUUAGCACUAUCAUUACCCACAUAGUAGUGGAGAGUAGUGGAGAUGUUAGUGGAAAUGUUAGGUUUAGUUUUAUUAUAAAUAUGGAGGUGUAGUCUUGUAUGAAUUGUGACACACUUGUAGUGUGUGCACCGUGGGAGAAUGGGCAGUGAAAAAGGAGAGAGUCUCCAUGUUUGUGUAUUGUGUGAGAGAAAGAGAGAAAAUGGGUUGUGUGUUGUGAGUUGUAUGUUGUGAGCUUGAGAGAUUAAAGUGUUGUGUUUGUAUUUGUAUGUUCUGGAUAGUUUGUCCAGAAAAUUAGUAUAUACAUGUAGAGUAUAUUUUCCCAGAUACCAGACAGAUAAUAUUUAUGUAUACCUCCCAGUUCCAGUUCGAUUUCUACAAAUUACGGAUGGAAGAGGAGAAGGUCACGGCUGGCACUGAUUUCAUUUUGGAAGGUGCUCACGCUGUGACUUCAUUCUGGAGCUCUCGGACACAGAAGAGCAGCUGGUCCAGCAGGGGCGUUCCAGCAGAAGCUUGAGGAGCUCACGGACAGCCCAACCUCAGCACGGUCUAGCUACCAGCAAAGAAAGUGGUAGAGACCCGUGGAGCUGGAAGGAGUAUGAGGGAGAGCCGCCACUGAAGAGGAGAGGGAGCUGGAGUGUCUCCCGCAGGUGCCGGGGGAGACGCUGGAAGUGGCGAAGGCGUUUCCGCAGGAGUUGAUGCCGCCGAUGGAGAAAAUUUCUGCAGCGAGGGUGCCCUCGACGGAAGAGGAGUCGCGUAGGAGAGAUGGACGGUGAUGUCCAAAAGCACACAAUAGCUUUGGAGAGAGCACACGGUGCUAAAUUGUGUGCACGGCCUGGAAUAAGGUGCAUCCAGAGCUUGGAGAAGAAGCACGGCUGCUGCAUGGAACACGGUCCAGAAGCACACGGAAGAAUCCACCAAGUCCAGCAAUCCGACUUUGAAAAGAAGAGCAGCAACGUGAGGUGUGCUUGGGAAUAAAAAAAAAGGAGGCAGCAGCUGGUGGUGGGUCAUUCAAGCCACUGAGAGGAACCACCGUGAAAAAUAAGAGAUGGGGGAGAUAGAGAGAGAGGGAGUGUUGUCGAGGGAGAAGGUAGAAGAAGAAAAAUUCCAGUAGCUAAUUUCCUUGCUCCUUAUUGGUACGUAGGAGUGGUAAUAAGAGUCAAAAUGGUGGGACCUCUUCAUUUGCUUUGGAGAAGAUGGAGGAAAAGGACAAAAGGUGGGCAGCAACAUGGCAUAAUGGAAAGCAACAUUUAUUUUGUCUUCUUUUGAAGAAUGAAGAUGUAGCUUUUGAGAAAAGUGGAGGGCCACCUCACUUAUUUUUUGGCAUGCCAGGAGCACUAAAAAGAUGGAUUGAAGAAAAUUUUUUUAAAAAUCUUAAAAAAAGGCAUGCACAUGAGAACGGCCAAAGAGAAAAGGGAUCCAUCUUUCAUUUUGAAAAGCAGUGUGCACACGGGAAGGAGAAACCGAGAGGUGCAGGGACUUAUUUUUUGUUAAAAGAUGUAGCUGAUUUAAUUGGGAGAACUUUGAGUGUCCGAAAAAAAAAGGAUAGUGAAAAAGAGAGAGAGUUUGAGUAUUUGAAAAAAAAAAAAAACAAGAGAGAAAGUAAGAGAUGACUAAUCUUGCUAACAGUGUCCCUAAUUUAGUUGACAGAGCGUGUCAACUAUGUUGAUUGGAGUCUGCAGAUGAAAGCUUUUGUUGGAUCCCGAUGUUUGGGAUGUUAUGGAUUGUAGGAAACGAGAAUUCACAGAUAAGGAAGAGCAAAUCUGUGACCCAUAUUGUUGAGGUGAAAAGGACGCCUGUGACAGAGAAGUCCAGCGGUGAGAAGAUAGCAAAGGAGGCAUCUUCAAUAGACGCGUGCAAGGGACAACUGUGUUAGGCAAGACGAAGUUUGAAAAUUUGAAGGAGAAAGUGGCAUAUCAACUCGGCAGAAAUGGAGAGUCGCUGCCUGCCAGCAGAGUUGUGGAGAAGAGUUUGAAAUCAUGGACGGAUGAUUUCGAAAGUUUUGUGUGCAUCAUCGAGGAGUCGAAGGACCUAUCAAAGCUCUUGGGUAAAGAGGUUGAUCGGGUUCUAGAGGCACACCAGCAACGGUGAUUUUAGCCACAUAGAUCGAAUGCUUCGGGAAAAAGUUUGAUUUGAAGAGGAGGAAUUCGGAAUACUCAAGAACUAGACGAUCCAGGGAGAAAAGGUCGAGAAUAGGGAGCACAGGUCUGGGAGAAAAGAAAAAAAAAAUCGAGGUGAUGGGAUACACUGCAAGAAGACCAAUUUAAAGUUUACGGGGAGUUUUGUUGGGUAAACUUUAAAUGGACCCAUUGCCACAAAGUGUGUUAGGUAGUGUGUUAGCACUAUCAUUACCCACGUAGUAGUGGAGAUGUUAGUGGAAAUGUUAGGUUUAGUUUUAUUAUAAAUAUGGAGAUGUAGUCUUGUAUGAAUUGUGACACACUUGUAAUGUGUGCACCGUGGGAGAAUGGGCAGUGAGAAAGGAGAGAGUCUCCAUGUUUGUGUAUUGUGUGAGAGAAAGAGAGAAAAUGGGUUGUGUGUUGUGAGUUGUAUGUUGUGAGCUUGAGAGAUUAAAGUGUUGUGUUUGUAUUUGUAUGUUCUGGAUAGUUUGUCCAGAAAAUUAGUAUAUACAUGUAGAGUAUAUUUUCCCAGAUACCAGACAGAUAAUAUUUAUGUAUACCUCCCAGUUCCAGUUCGAUUUCUACACAACCUUUCCUUCAUUCUAGCUCUCGUUCCUUCCAAUGGCUGACGCUUUGCUGGGAAUUGUGUUUCAAGACUUGCAAUCUGUUGUUCAAAGCCAACUUGCAACCUAUUGGGGUAUUGAUCAACAGGCACAGAAACUUUCCAGCAAUCUUACGGCAAUUCGUGCUGUCCUCAGAGAUGCUGAGAGAAAGCAAAUAGCAAGCCAUGCAGUGAAGGAUUGGCUGCAGAAACUCACAGAUGCAGCAUAUGUGCUUGACGAUAUAUUGGAUGAAUGUUCGAUUCACUCCAGAGAGGUGCUGUCUGAUGAUGGACAUACUUCAUGCUUAGCCCGUGCACAUCCUAAGGACAUUCUCUUCCGUUUUCAUAUUGGAAAGAGGAUGAAAAAUAUCACCCAAAGAUUUCACGACAUCAAUGAAGAAAGACGCAUGUUUGAAUUACGAGUUGGUGUCACAGAGAAGCCAACAGUAGAUGAUGGUGAGGAUUAUCAAACUACCUCUGUCAUAACCGAACCCAUAUUCUGUGGCAGAGACGAGGAUCGAGAGAAAGUCGUGAAGCUUCUCCUAGAAGCUAAUAACAAUGAAGACCUCACCAUCUAUUCCAUCGUUGGUAUGGGUGGACUUGGCAAAACAACUCUUGCCAAACAUGUCUUCCAUGACCACAGGGUAUGCGAAAAUUUUGACUUGACAAUUUGGGUGUAUGUUUCUGUUGAUUUCAAUGUGAAGGCAAUACUGCAAUCCAUCAUAGAGUAUGCCACCGGACAAAACCCCAAUCUCCAUACUUUAGAAACAAUGCGGAAAAAGGUUGAAGAAGUGUUGCACAGCAAGAGAUAUUUACUUGUUCUUGAUGAUGUGUGGAAUGAAGACCAAGAGAAAUGGAAACAUUUGGAGGGGAUGUUGCGGUUUGCAAGGGGAGCAAAAGGAGCUACCGUUUUGGUCACAACUCGACUCGAGGAAGUUGCUUCCACCAUGGAGACGCAUCCAGCUUACCAUUUGACAGAAUUGUCAGUAGAUGACAGUUGGUCAUUGUUCAAAAGCUAUGCGUUUGGACCAAACAGAGAAGAGAAGAAAGAGCUUGUGGCAAUCGGUAAAGACAUUGUGAAAAAAUGCGUUGGUUCGCCGCUUGCAAUCAAAACAUUGGGAAGUCUAUUGCGUGAUCAAACUGCGGUAACACAAUGGGAAAAUAUAAAGGAAAGUGAGAUUUGGGAUAUACGGAGUGAAAGUAGUUCUAUGACGGGUAAGGAAAAUUCUAUCAUGCGUGCUUUGAAACUAAGCUAUUUUAAUUUGGAGUUGUCAUUGCGGAGAUGCUUUUCUUUCUGCGCAAUAUUCCCCAAAGGUUUUGAAAUUGUCAAGGAAGAACUAAUUCAUCUCUGGAUGGCUAAUGGAUUUAUUAAAUCUGAAGGAAAUGUAGAAGUGGAGGAUAUCGCCAAUAAUGUGUGGAGAAAAUUAUACCGUAGGUCAUUCUUUCAAGAAGCAAAGUCUGACAAGUUUGGUAUGAUUACAAGUUGUAAGAUACAUGAUCUAUUUUACGAUCUUGCCAAGUCUAUUAUGGGUGAAGAGUGUGUGAUGGUUGAGGAAGGAAGGUUGACUCAGUUGUCAACUAGAGUUCACCAUUUACACUUCUUAAGUUAUAAUAUGUCUGUCGAUGUAGCUGCUUUCAAGAAAGUUGAAUCUAUGCGGACUUUUCUUUUCGGUAAUAUUAGGCAGUUGCCAUCAAACCGUUGUCUGCGAGCAUUAUGUAUAAGAUCUUCUAUGUUGCCUCCAUUGAAUGAUUUAGCACAUUUGAGAUACUUGAGUGUGCAUGAUAGCUCGGUGAGAAACUUGAAUGAUUCAAUUUGUCAACUGUCGAAAUUGCAAAUAUUAAAACUGGAGUCUUGCUUUGAUUUUUAUGAGAUACCUAAAAAGUUAACACAAUUACAGGAUCUAAGACAUAUUUUGAUUAAUAAGUGUGCUUCAAUACCAGAUAUGCCUCCGAAUAUUGGGAAGUUAAGGCAUCUAAGAACAUUAAGCCUUUUCGACGCGGGUUCAACACCUGGGUAUGGGUUGACAGAGUUGAGUGGCUUAAGGCUGGGAGGCAAGCUGCAUAUCAGAGGACUUGGGAAUGUGAGCAACGAAUGGGAGGCUAAAGAAGCAAAUUUGAGGAGCAAGAAGGAGUUGAAUCGCCUAUACUUGUCAUGGGGUGGUGGUGCUAUUUCAGAAGGUAAUAAUGUUAGUGCAGAGAGAGUAUUGGAAGCCUUGGAACCUCCCUCAACUCUGAAGGGUUUUGGGAUGGAAGGAUAUCAGGGAAGAAAGUUACCGAGUUGGAUGAGAAGUGUUGUAGUUCUGAAAGACUUGGUGGAAAUUAUACUCUUUGACUGUAACAACUGUGAGGAGCUUCCUCCACUUGGUAAACUACCACACUUGAAAAAGGUACACGUGCGUGGAAUGAAAAAUGUGAAGUGGAUAGAUGGUGAGUCGUAUGAAGGUGUGGAGGAGAAGGCAUUUCCAUCGUUGAGUGUAGAGAAUUUACCAAAGUUGGAAAGGAUGUUGAGGGAUGAAGGAGUAGAGAUGGUCCCCCAUCUUUCCCAAUUAACAAUUGAUGGUGUCUUCAACUUUAAAGUCCCACAUCUUCCUUGUGUUGAGGAGCUUCAUGCUAGAAGAGUUGUAGCAGCGACUUCCUUCAUUGAAGGGGUUGGGGAUAACAUGGUUUGUCUAAAGACUCUGGGUGUUAGCUUGAUUAAAGGAGUGAAGGUACUACCGGACCAACUGAGGAGGCUGGGUGCCCUGGAGUACCUUCACAUUGGAUUUUGGUAUGAUUUGGAGCAUUUUCCAGAACAUGUAUCGGAAGGUUUGACCUCUCUUCGAAGUUUGAGCAUUUCCAACUGGAACUUAAAAUCCUUGCCUGAAGGUGUGCGACAUUUGACAUGUCUUCGGCGUUUGAGUAUCAGAAAUUGUCCAGAGCUGGUAGCUCUACCAAGCAAUAUAAGCAAACUAACUUCCCUUCUGGAUGUCUCAAUCGAUUAUUGCCCUACAUUACCAUAUGGCUUACAACGUGUGCCUUCUCUACGAACUUUGGAUAUAAUAUUUUGCAAAUGUACUUCAUUACCGGACUGGCUGGGAGACAUGACUUCUCUUCAAGAAUUAUUCAUUUUGGAUUGUGGGGAGUUGAGGUCACUGCCGAGUAGCAUUCAACGCCUCACCAACUUGUCUUAUUUGAGUAUACACGGAUGUCCUCAUCUGAGGAAGCGGUGCAAGAGGGAAACAGGAGAUGAUUGGCAAUACAUAAACCACAUUCCAGAAAUAGAACUGGACUCCUACUCACUCCCAGAGGAAAAGUCUUUAACAUUAAGUGGUGAGAGUAUCCGCCGAUUAUCUUGCUCAUGGAACUGCUUCAAGACUGCAAGACAGCCUGCCAAAGGAGUGGUAAGCAGCAAUUCAUUUGAUCGUGUACUUGAAGAGUGAAUGAGCCAUUCCAGGCACAAUCGAAGAGCAGUCUUGAGUUUUGAGAGAUUUCUUUAAGGAUUUGGGGUUUUGGACUAUAAAUCGGAUCGAACUCAUUACUACCGCGUUCUAGCUCUUCAGGGCUCCUUAUAAUCCAACAGAAGAUUGAAAUGGAUGGAUAAACACUCAUACAAGGAAAGAGGUUGACGUUUGUUUAUCUCAAUAAGACUCAUUAUUGUAAAUAUCCUUGAGUAAUAACUAGGAACUCUUGAUUAUAAAUUUUAUAAACUAUAGUUUUGCAAUUUGUAAUAAGCUAGUCUUUAGUAAGAUCAUUUGUCAUACCUUUAAGCACUGCUUUCUAAGGUUAACUGUUGUGUCAGUAUUCAAUCCAUGACGUUUAAAAGUUUGUUCUAAUAAAAGGUGCUAUAUCGUUGGUCAUAAAAGCUGACAUUAGUAGCACAAAGAUGACCCGUGCUUCCGAUAGCAUCAAAUUCACUGCCAAAGUGUUCCACAUAUCAAAAUGGGCUUAUUGGUCAUGCUGGUUCCGUUUUCAACAU
Messenger RNA from Vigna angularis (adzuki bean), 6707 nucleotides. RefSeq names its product putative disease resistance protein RGA4. The record is from RefSeq and is a predicted model, not a curated record. Gene Ontology annotation, molecular function: ADP binding. Gene Ontology annotation, biological process: defense response to other organism. NCBI's taxonomy places the organism in Eukaryota, Viridiplantae, Streptophyta, Magnoliopsida, Fabales, Fabaceae. The transcript has 3 exons. Bases 2773 to 6171 code for a protein of 1132 amino acids.